Messenger RNA from Zeugodacus cucurbitae (melon fly), 3251 nucleotides. RefSeq lists its product as uncharacterized. Gene Ontology annotation, cellular component: chromosome passenger complex; kinetochore; meiotic spindle midzone. Gene Ontology annotation, molecular function: protein serine/threonine kinase activator activity. NCBI's taxonomy places the organism in Eukaryota, Metazoa, Arthropoda, Insecta, Diptera, Tephritidae. The coding region runs from base 211 to 2916 and encodes 901 amino acids. The transcript is spliced from 8 exons. Gene Ontology annotation, biological process: metaphase chromosome alignment; positive regulation of protein serine/threonine kinase activity; meiotic spindle midzone assembly. The record is from RefSeq and is a predicted model, not a curated record.
AGCGGGCGUCUGUUAACGGAUUUGAAAAUGUGUAUUUGGUGUCAUUUAUGGCAGAUGUUGAUGUGAAUUUGUGUUUAAUUUACCUUUGUGAAAGUUACUUAAUGCAAUAAACAAAUAAUUUUUAGUGAAUACGAAUUGAGAAGGAUAUCAUUUUAACAAAAUCUAUUUGUUCAGUUCGAAGUUAAGUACUUUGCCGGACAAAGACACGAAAUGGAGGGGUUGUUGAAAAUAGUUGAGACGAGUGACCAAUAUUGCAAUGAAUUAAAAGAGCUUAAAGAGAAAUUUAUGAAAGAUUUGUGCGACCAGCUUAGUGGUAAAAAAGCUGCACUUCCCGAGCCGAUUACUGCUGGACAAUUGCCUAGCGUUACCCCGCAACAAAAAAAGAAACGAAUCAAGCGCUUGUCUGAUCUGACUGAAAGCGACAAUGAGACCGUUUCUGAUAAAAUUCCUCCUCGCAUCUCAACACGUACAAGUAAUUCCAAACUUCUUGCUACAGCUGACACCAUGGAAGAAGAGCAAGUCGAUAUCGAUGACGUUCCAGCAACUCCCAAAGUUAAUCCAACACCAGCUCCAAGAAGUGCAAGGCUUCAAAAUAAAGAACUAUUAGAGGAAAAACUGAUGCCACCCCCACCAGCGCCUGGUACUACACAAAGUGAUUUGACUAUCGCUAGUAUUGAAACAUCAUUUGCCAGACCACAACGCGCAGCAAAAUUAAAAUCAGAAAAGAACCUCAAAGAACCAAAACUAAAUGCUAAAUUGCGUCGUCCUAGCAACAACAGCACUAUUAAGGUGAAGUUGGAGCAUGAACAGCGACCCUCACAGAUGCAUGAAGUGGAUAACACAUUACAGAGCAACAGGGAUAGUUCUAAAUCUACUGCUAGUGUCGUAUCUGAAAAUUCGGUCAUAGCUGUACCAACAAAAGCCCCAUCUGUGGUGGAGUUAAAUUCGGAUGAUGAAUCAACAGAUAAAUGUUCUCAAGGGAAUUCUACAGGGGAAGAAGGUAAGACACGCAGCCUACGCAUUAAGAUUAAACGAGAAAAGAGCAGUAUUGGUACCGCUAAUGACAAAGCAAGUACUGAGCCCACUGUACCUUCUUCGACACUAGAAUCGUCAGUUAGUUCUCAACAAACGGUUCCAUUGCCAAAGAUUCCUAUAAAGUCUGAGCCCGGAAGCGACGAUUCGACACUGGCUUCAACUACUAUUUCAGUAAAUACUACCGCAACUGCUACUAAUGCUAGGCGUCGCAAGAAAAAAGAUGUUGUGCCUAAGCCUAUAAAAGUAGAAAGAUUCAGUGACAUCGAUACAAACGAAACUACUCGGAAGACUCGUAAACAAACACGUGCUUCUGGUGGAUCUGUUUAUGAAGAUGCAGUAGAUCACCCACUUACAACAGAAGCUAUUAGCACACCGCCAACGCGACUUUCUUCAGUCCCGCCAGAAGUUGCUGCCGCUGCAGGAAUCAAUGAAAGUGGAAAUAAUUCUUCUCAAACUGAAAAGACUGUUAAUUCAACAGUAACAACGGGGGCUCUCAUAACUGAUGCUACAUUUUGUACAAAUGCAGCACAAACAACUUUCCAAGUGGAUGCUGCACAAGCUACCUUUGUUAUGGAUAGCCAAAAUGCCAAUAUGACUGUUACUAUAAACAAAAAGUCUGGAGGAGCGGGGGCUCCCGUAGGCGACACAACAUAUAAUGUGCCCGUUAAUGCCGCAGAUAAUUCAACCACUUCGUCUCGUAAUUCAAUGGAGACAGCAAAAGACACAACACAUCCUCAACAAGAUAGUCUAAUCACUGAGGAUGAGUCAUUUGAACCGCCGAAGCCUAAGAGCAAAUUAGCAUGUGUGCCAAAACCAGGUCCAGCAUCCACAAAAUCAGGAUCAGCUAAGAUUUUCAAAAUGCCAACGCGUACCAAUGAACUCUUCAAUCCACUUGUGCAGAGUCCGGUAAAGAAGAAGGUUGAAGCCUUCGAAAAUGCCGCUAUAGCUGCUCAUACUACAGAGGUAACCAGUUCAGGUCGUCCGAAACGAACUAAGGAAAACACGGCACCGUCGAGUAUAAACACACCAACUUUUGGAAAGAUCGCAUCUGCGCCUUCUCUAGGACGAUUCCUCACACCAACACAAUCUUCGAAUCUUACAAGCUCACUUGCAAAAAUUAAGAAAGUGCCAAAUAGUGCUUCGAAAGUCAUGACGCAUCCCAAAGGUAUUGCCAGUGUCAAAGCAACCACCAGCACAAGUGCUUCGAAAACAUUAUCCCGCGAAAAUAGUGCCGAAGAUUUCCGCAAAGGUUUGCAUCACUUGGCUGAGGAGCGCAAGAAGCAGCGAGAACAGAAGCAUCUCAUCGCCGCACAACAGCGAGAAGCCAAAGAACGGGAGCGUGCUGAACGCGCGGCGAAAUUAGUGAAGGAACGCGAGGAGAAACGACUCAAAAAACAACAAGAGGCCGAACAGAAGAAGCAGGCACUCGAGGAGAUCCAACGUAAUCUGCGACAGCAAGAGGAAGCCGCUAAACUGAAGGCGGCCAAAGCAAAGGCCGAACAAGAACGUGAGUUACUUCAACAAAUGAAGCACCAACAGAAUGCUCGCGCUGCAGCAGCGAAAAUGCUGCCGCCACCUCCGAAACUACAGUCGAAGUACACAUUCGAAAUGCUGCAUGAAGAUGAUUCAACAGAUGAGGAGGAAAAGACUUCGUAUAAACGACCCCCGCCACCGUCUUGGAGCCGAAGUCACGUACGUGGCGCGGCAAUUCGUAUGCAACAAUACUGGCCAACGAAGAUCAUUGACAGCUUCUUUUCGGUGGAACCCAUGUCACCGGACUUGCGUUCGAUCUUCCCCAAUAUUAGCUCACAUCAUUUGAAACGCAAUUCCAGCGUUUUGUGGUCAACCCCACCGCGUUAUUCGGAGUUGCCAAAAUAUUAAUCAUUUGCUCUGUUAUGAAAGUAUUUUUAAAUCAUUCGUUUCGCUUUGUAUAUCACGUAUGGAAUAGUGGUUAGUAUGUUAAUUGAUUUGAGAUGGAAUUUUAGUUGUAUUUAGUACAAGCAACAAGUAGCUACUUGGCCGCAUUAUUUAUCCAUUUAUUGUUUGUCAUUUGUUGGUAAUUUUUCUCGCACUACCCUUAACAUACAUACAUAUAUGAGGAGUGCAUUUCACGUAUACAUAAGGAAUUUUGUACGCAUUUUGACGUGUUUGAUUAUCGUCCCAUUUGACACAUUUUGCACUUUUUUCAUAUUAUAAAUAAAAUAAAACAUAUUGGA